CACUGACUGGCAUUGAUAGGUGGCACUGACUGGCACUGAUGGGUGGCACUGAAAGGCAGCUCAGAUGGGCACUGAAAUGUGGCACUGAUGGGCACUGGCAGGUGGCAUGGAUGAGCACUGACAGCUGGCACUGAUGGACACUGACAUGUGGCACUGCUGGGGCUACACAGAUCAUCAGGCCACACUGAUCAUCAGUGCUCUGAUGAUCUCUGUCAGCGUGACAGCUCGUGGAGAGAGAAAUGCUGAUAACCGGCAUUUCCCUGUUUACAUGUGAUCAGCUGUGAUUGGACACAGCUGAUCACAUGACCGAGCUGA
Messenger RNA from Staurois parvus, 315 nucleotides. The record is from the annotation of a GenBank genome assembly. Lineage: Eukaryota; Metazoa; Chordata; Amphibia; Anura; Ranidae.